UCCAAAGGCAAACUAAUAACGGAUAAGCAGCGGGAGAGCUCGAAAGAAGAUAAGCUCUCCACCACAAAAAACAAAUCUUAGAAGACCAGAGGACAAGAGACUCUCUUGUUCUCUCGACACCUUUCUCACACACAACAGCAAUGGCUUCUUUACAAAACUCACCCUCAGUUCAUCAUACAUUAUCUCCAUAUUCUCUCCCUCAGGUCGGAGGAGCACAAAAGAAUCAUGGAAUGUUGUCUUUCUGUAGAAGAGGCCUUUCUUUUCUUGUUAGGGCCGAGCAAUCAUCACCAAAUUCAACUUCUCUUUCUCAAGUUAGAUUUGGGAGACGUGAAUUGAUAGCAGUGAGUGUCAUUGCUCCUUGGGUAUCCAUGGUUAACCAAACUUCUCCAUCAUUUGCUGCAGAAACUAAAAAGGGAUUUCUUUUAGUCACGGACAAGAAGGAUGGAUACUCAUUUCUCUACCCAUUUGGGUGGCAGGAAGUUGUCAUCGAAGGACAGGAUAAGGUCUUCAAAGAUGUCAUCGAGCCAUUAGAAAGUAUCAGUGUGAAUGUGAUCCCCACUGUCAAACAAGAUAUUCGAGACUUUGGACCUCCACAACAGGUUGCUGAAACAUUGAUAAAAAAGGUUUUGGCCCCUCCUUCACAGAAAACAAAACUAAUUGAGGCAAAAGAGCACGGUGCUGAUGGGAAAAUUUAUUACACAUUUGAGUUCGUUGCUCAGGCACCAAAUUUUACGCGCCAUGCUCUUAGUGCAAUCGCUAUUGGCAAUGGUAAAUUCUACACUUUGACAACGGGAGCCAAUGAACGAAGGUGGGAGAAGAUGAAGGAUAAAUUGCAGACGGUCAUUGAUUCCUUCGAAAUUUUCAAUGUUUGAUGUCGUUGUUCAGUUUUCACUUUUCACUUUUCCUGCUUAGGAACAACCCUCUCUUAAGAGUUGUACGAGGCACGUUUCUUAUCAUCAUGUAUUCCUCCCCAUUUCCCUUCUUUCUUCUUUCUUCUCCUUUUCCCUUUUCUGUUGUAGAGGAACCCCCCAUUUCCCUUCUUUCUUCUCGUUCACCCUUUCCUGUUGUAGAGGAACAUCUGAUAUACGAAGUUCUAUGGGUCUUGAUCUGAAAAUAAA
This is a messenger RNA of Populus euphratica (Euphrates poplar), 1118 nucleotides long. It is a transcript of the gene PPL1, whose product is annotated as PsbP-like protein 1. The transcript has 8 exons. The record is from RefSeq and is a predicted model, not a curated record. Gene Ontology annotation, cellular component: photosystem II oxygen evolving complex; photosystem II; extrinsic component of membrane. Gene Ontology annotation, molecular function: calcium ion binding. Gene Ontology annotation, biological process: photosynthesis. The coding region runs from base 141 to 872 and encodes 243 amino acids. Lineage: Eukaryota; Viridiplantae; Streptophyta; Magnoliopsida; Malpighiales; Salicaceae.